CAGUCCGGCUGCAAACGCUUCCCGGGAGGCCCCGCUGUAUGCAGGCGGGUAGCCCACAAGCACAGCCUCGCUCAUGCGCUUAACGCUCGGCGGGUCCCGACCCACUACGUCACCGCAGGACCCUACAGCUCGCGGGGCUCAGAACCAGGCCCGGCGCCAGCCCGAGCCCCCGACACGCUGGAACAAGAGAAGCACGCCCAGCCCUGACCGCUAAGGGCAGGCGCUUCAUGGGCCCAGUGCCCACGCGCAAUGGCCCGCGCCGUCCGCACAUGCUCAGUAGCAGAAAGCCCGCUCCCCCCCCCCCCCCUUGGAGGAAGGGCACCGUUGUGGCAUGACAAGGGAGCGGGCGGGGAGGCCGCCGAGUAGCGCCCCUCCCCCCACGUCGCCAUGCCGCUGGAAAGCUUAGCUCGCAUCAUCAAAGUGCAGCUGCCUGCCUACCUCAAGCGCCUGCCCUUGCCCGAGAGCAUCAGCGGCUUCAUCAGGCUGACAGUUUCAGAAUGGCUGCGGUUAUUGCCGUUCCUGGGUGUCCUGGCACUACUUGGAUACCUGGCUCUUCGUCCAUUCCUCCCCAAGAAGAAACAGCAGAAGGAUAGCUUGAUUAACCUCAAGAUCCAGAAGGAAAAUCCCAAAGUAGUAAAUGAAAUAAACAUUGAAGAUCUGUGCCUCACUAAAGCAGCUUACUGCAGGUGUUGGCGUUCUAAGACGUUCCCUGUCUGUGAUGGCUCUCAUAACAAACACAAUGAAUUGACAGGCGAUAAUGUGGGUCCACUAAUACUCAAGAAGAAAGAAGUAUAGAGAAUCUCUAAUCCAUUAAAUCACGAGUGAUGUGAAGUCAUUUAUACACUUGUAAUUGCAGGACACAAUGUUUUAUGUACGUUGUGGCAUUUUUAGUCUAAUGGUUGCUGUAGAUUUCCUUUUGGUUUAACCUAUAGUUACAGGCAAGUGCUAGACCUAGGUCUGUGAUUUGAUACUUUGUAUGUUCUGAAGAAUCAUGUCUUGUGUAAAACUGUAAAGUAAACAUCUUUGUAAAUAGGCCUUUUUAUCUGAACACAAUGACCACUUCCAAUCUUACAAUUAAAUCUUUUCAGUAUGAACGUGAUGUAAUAAAAAACAUACUACUCGUAAA
Chrysemys picta bellii (western painted turtle) is the source of this 1126-nucleotide messenger RNA. It is a transcript of the gene CISD2, whose product is annotated as CDGSH iron sulfur domain 2. Gene Ontology annotation, cellular component: intracellular membrane-bounded organelle; mitochondrial outer membrane. Gene Ontology annotation, biological process: autophagy of mitochondrion; regulation of autophagy. Gene Ontology annotation, molecular function: 2 iron, 2 sulfur cluster binding. Lineage: Eukaryota; Metazoa; Chordata; Testudines; Emydidae. The record is from RefSeq and is a predicted model, not a curated record.